Phialemonium atrogriseum is the source of this 579-nucleotide messenger RNA. RefSeq names its product 60S ribosomal protein L9. Gene Ontology annotation, cellular component: cytosolic large ribosomal subunit; ribosome. Gene Ontology annotation, biological process: cytoplasmic translation. Bases 1 to 579 code for a protein of 192 amino acids. The transcript is spliced from 5 exons. The record is from RefSeq and is a predicted model, not a curated record. Lineage: Eukaryota; Fungi; Ascomycota; Sordariomycetes; Cephalothecales; Cephalothecaceae. Gene Ontology annotation, molecular function: rRNA binding; structural constituent of ribosome.
AUGAAGUACAUUCAUUCAGAGGAGACCUUGUUGGUCCCUGAGGGAGUUACCGUCCACAUCAAGUCGAGAAUCGUCACGGUCGAGGGCCCGCGAGGGAAGCUCACCAAGAACCUGAACCACCUCGCCGUCAGCUUCUCGCAGCCCAAGAAGAAUGUCGUCGGCAUGGAGAUCCACCACGGCGGGCGCAAGAACGUUGCCAGCCUGCGGACGGUGCGGACCCUCAUCAACAACCUGAUCAUCGGCGUCACCAAGGGCUUCAAGUACAAGUUGCGCUACGUCUACGCACAUUUCCCCAUCAACGUCAACAUCGACAAGGACAACGAGACCGGCUUGUACGAGGUCGAGAUCCGUAACUUCAUUGGCGAGAAGAUCGUCCGAAGGGUCGUCAUGCUUCCGGGCGUCGACGUCGAGGUCUCCUCGGCACAGAAGGACGAGCUGAUCCUGUUGGGCAACUCUCUCGAGAACGUUUCACAGAGCGCGGCAGACAUCCAGCAGAUCUGCAAAGUACGAAACAAGGAUAUCCGAAAGUUCUUGGACGGUAUCUACGUCUCGGAGAAGGGCAACAUCGUGGAGGAAUAG